Molecule: messenger RNA, 4944 nt
Organism: Eurytemora carolleeae
Lineage: Eukaryota; Metazoa; Arthropoda; Copepoda; Calanoida; Temoridae
Product: GATA zinc finger domain-containing protein 7
Exons: 10
Coding region: 4-4407 (1467 amino acids)
Source: RefSeq, a predicted model, not a curated record
AAAAUGGGAGAUGAACAAAUUCCUCAGUAUCUUGCUGAGUUUCUCUCACAGGGUGACUGGAUUGGUGUUCCUGGCGAGAUUGUUUGUAUACCGAACUCUGAUUUUGUAAUGGUUCAGCCAAGUCGACAUUUUCUCAACAAUCCGGAACUUUAUCAGUACAACCAGCUUACAAGGUCAUGGGAUGAAGUAAAUCCGAACUCACAGCGUAAUCCUCUUACAGUAGAAACCCUAAUGGUGGAUCGUGCUCUUCAAGAACGGCGCCUUGCGGCUUUACAGCAGAUCUACCCAAGCAAUACUCUUGCACAGCACAAUGGUACUGCACAGAAGAUAAAUCCAUCCAGUACUGUUGCACAGCGAAGUGCUUUUGUACAGGGAAUCAACCCAGCUGGUAAUCCUGUACAGCAAAGUGCUAUUGUACAACGGAACAACCAAUCCAUUACUCAUGUGCAGCGCAAUGCUGUACAGAUGAUCAACCCAAACAGUACUCUUCCUCCGAGCUUUAAUACUGUUCAGCAGAUUAAUCCGUCCAGUUGUCUUGAACAGCUGAGUUCUAUUGGACAGUGGAACAACCAAUCCAGUUCUCUUCCACUGCGGAGUAUUACUGUACAACAGCAGUUUGACCCUUCAGUAAUCUGUACUGUACAGAGCAAUCGCAUUCAGCAAUGUAGGUUUUCAACACCUCCUGUUUCCUCUAUUAUACAACAUUUCAAACCUUAUGUACAGCAGAACAUUUCUACCGUACAGCAGAACAUUCCUACCGUACAACAGAACUUUUCUACUGUACAACCGUCUAUCAGCAAUGUACAAGAGUUCAGGUCUGACAGAGAGCUGGCUGAUAACCUCUGCUCUUCGGGAAAUUAUCCAGAAUCUUUGGAGACUAAUAAGGAAACUCUUCAUACUGAUGAUGAUGAUGGUGAUAGUUUAGAAAGUCAGAUGGAUAAAAGAACAGAGGAAGCAAGGAAGGAAGCAGGAGGAUCCAAAACGGAUACAGAACAGGAAUUGCAUGAGCAGAUGAAGCAUCAAGUACAAAGAGGGACUUCUCAUCCAGAAGAAAUAAUCAGAAAAACCAUCAUGAAAGUCAGAGCUGAAAGAGAAGUAGAGGAAACUACAUCCAAAGAUGUGAUGGAGAAGAUAAGAUCUGAACGAAGAAGCAAAGAAGAAGAUAGUUCUGUAGAUUCAUCAAAGAAAACAAGAUCUGACGCCAGCAAAGAAGAGGAUAAUAGUUCUGAUGAUCCAAUGGAGGGGAACAUAUUUAAUACUAUUAGCGAAGAAGCUGAAACUAGGUUGGAAGAUCCAAUGAAGAACACAAGAUCUACAGAAAGAAAAGAAGAAGAAAAUAAGUCAGAAGAUUUAAUAGAGAAGACGAGAUCUGAAAAAAGAGAAGAAGAAGAAAAUACUUCAGAAGAUUCAAUAGAGAUUUUGAGACCCUCAAGCAGAGGAGAAAAAGAGAAAAAUAUGUCUGAAGAUUCAAUGGAGAAGAUGAGACCCUCAAUCAGAGGAGAAAAAGAGAAAAAUAGGUCCAAAGAUUCAAUGGAAAAGAUAAGAUCUACAAAGAGAAAAGAAGAUGAAGAGAAUUCUUCCGAUGAUUCGAUGCAGAAGAUAAGACCAAUAAUGAAAUCUGAAAAUAGAAGAAAAAAAGAAAGAAAUGUAAAUCUGUUGCCUUCAACCAGAGCUGUGGUUAUUCUAGAGAAGCUGUCAAGUGUAACUAUUGAAAAACUAAACCCUGAAGACAUAAUUAAAGAAACUAUUAGAAAAAUUACCAGUGGAAGAAGCAAUGAACCUGGAAAAGAUGCAACAAACCUAGAAUCUAAAUAUUUUGCAUCAAAUCUAGAAUCUGAAAAUGAUAAAUCAAACCUAGAACAUGAAAAUGAUACAUCAAAUCUAGAACCUGAAAAAGAGAAAUCUAACCUAAAACCUGAAAAAGAGACAUCAUCCCUCGAAUAUGAAAAUGAGUUAUCAGACCUAGAACAUGAAAAUAAUGCAUCAGCCAAUGAUCCUCAAGAGAGAUCAACCCAAGAAACUGAAAAUGAGAAUGAUAUUUCAACCCUAGAAUCUGAAAAAUUUCAAUCAACCUAUGAAUCUAAAAGACCGAAUUCAUCCCUUGAACCUGAAAUUGAUUUAUCAAACCUAGAACAUGGAAAUGAAGCAUCUAACAUUGAACCUCAAGAAAAAUCAAACUUAAAAACUGAAAGUGAGAAAUCAAACCUUGAACCUGAAAAGAUUAAAUCGCCCCAAGAACCUGUCCAGGAUAUAUCCCACCAAGAACCCAAACCAAAGCUGAAGAAACUGAGAACCAGAAAGAUGAUGAACAAGAAAUGUAGAAAUAGAAAGUAUUCCCAGAAUCAAGAAUCAAGACGUGCCAGGGACAAUAAUUCAGAUUCCAGUAGUGUUGAGUCCAACCUAGAAUCAAGUAUGGAAAACGAUUUGCCUAACUGUACCGACAGUUCUGAAUCCAGCUUUGAGGAAAGGAGACAUUGUGACCUGCGAAGCAGGAAACGUAACUUUAGAGGAAAGAGCGUUUCAAUCUUGGCAGGAAGAUCUUCUAAUUCUCCCGCUUUUAGUAUAUCCGGAGGAAUGAUAAACUCCUUCCCCUACCGUAAAAACUUAUCAGUUAUUAGAACUAGAAGUGUCACUCCAACGCAACCCAAGAGUCCUGGCACCUCUAGAAGUUUAGGUCAGUUGAACACAUUCUUUACCAACAAUUCGAUGAAUAAAUCCGGAAGCAGUGGAGCUGGAAUAUCUCCUCUAGACUUGAGAAGAAAAUCAUUCUAUUCCAAUGGAUUCUCAUCAGGCACCUCACAAACUGACAGAAGUUCUUUUGAGCAAACUGUCUCUCAGAUGAUAUGCACUUUGCAGCCAAUUGACCCUACAUCACAGACAAGCAGCAACGUAUCCCAAUCUCCAGUAGCUUCAGGAGCUCCAAUUAUUCCCCGCCUUCUAAGGUCGGAUGUAAGUAUUGAUAAAGUUCCCAAGUCAGAAGAUGAUUCUCCACUUCUGCGUGAACUAUUGUCUAGACCCAUUGAAGAGGACAUGCUGAGUCUGUUUGGAACAAGGAACUGGUCAGGAUUGGCUUUAAGGCAUACCUCAGAAUCUGGAUCAGCAGAAGGCCAUAGUUCUAGAUUUAUUAAUAGAUUCCAAACUGCUCCUCACGACAGUAUAAAGACAGCUGAAAUAAUGACCAGGGAGCUGUUGCCCAAUAGUUGCCCAAAUCCUAGUAGCUCCAGAGAAUCCAGAGUGAUCAGAGAGGGGGUUAACUGGCCGUCCUCCUACAGUCGUCCAUUAUGUUCUAGCUCGUCGGGUCGUAGUACAUUUUACCAAGGAGCUCUUGGUCCUUCAACAGUACCAUCAGCUUAUUCUGAAUAUUUAAGGAAUCUUUCCAGAGAAACUACUCUAACAGCUCAACGAUCAGGAGUUGAAAACCUUAACAAUGCUACUCAACAUGUUAGUGCCUCCAAUAAUCAGCUUAACAUUAGACCCAAUCAAUAUACAGCUCAUGAACUUCAAUAUCCCAGAACUGUUACCGGACAUCCCAAUACUAAACCUCAAUAUCUAAGAAUUUCUACAGGACAUCCCAAUGCUGAAUCUCAAUAUCCCAGACCUGCUACCAGACAUCCCAAUGUUGAACCUCAAUAUUCAAGAAUUUCUACAGGACAUCCCAAUACUGAAUCUCAAUAUCCCAGACCUGCUACCGGACAUCCCAACACUGAACCUCAAUAUCCAAGAACUGCUACUGGGCAUCCCAAUACUGAACCUCAAUAUCCAAGAACUGCUACUGGGCAUCCCAAUAUUGAACCUCAAUAUCCAAGAAUUGCUGCAAGAUAUUCAAACACUGGACCUCAAUAUCCAUCAUCAACUGCAGGAUAUUCGAAUUCUCAAUACCAAUCAACAGCUGUGGGAUAUCCAUAUUCUGGACCUCUAUAUUCAACAGCAACUGCAAUAUAUCCAAACAACAGACCUCAAUAUCCAGAAGUAGCUGCAGGAACUGGAUAUCCUUAUGCUGGACCUCAAUUUUCAAGAAUGGUGGGAUAUCCUAAUACUAGACCUCAAUAUCCAGCAACAACCACAGGAAAUCAACGCACUGGAUCUCAAUAUCCAACAACAACUGCGUGUUUUCAAAAUCUUUGUGGUCUACGCCACCAAAUCACUGGGCCUCACACCAGACUCAUCCAAUCAGAUACCAUUAGUACCGGAGGUCAAAGAGCUUCCUGUUCUAACCAUUCCUUUAGGCCAUCAGAAAAUAAAUUUCCCGCUCCGCAAUAUCCACCUGUAGCUUCUCAAGGUGGAUCUGGAGAAUCCCAACGCAGUUCUACUGGAAGCCCUGCCAGUGAUGAUCAAUUGCCAAGUAGUAGUACUCCAUGUGGAAAGACCUAUUCAGGAUCUAGCGGAAGUUACUCUUCGCCAGAGUGAUGCAGAUCUUCGGAACCAUAAUUCCUCAAUCUUCUGUUCUUUCAUUUUUCAACGGAAUUGUAUUGAUCCUUCAUUUUAGAAAACCUUAAAAAAUUCACAAUUGUUCCUCCACUUACGCGUGAAUUACAAAUGGCAAUUGAAAAUAUGCUCACUAUCUUUUUUUUAACAUGUAUAAGAUUUUUUUAUAAAUGCUGCUUAAAAUUAUCUACUUUAAUUUUAGAAAUACCUUGAGUCCAAUUUUAACUUUAAAUAUUUAGAAAUGUGUAAAAUUUAACUUCUGUAGUCAAUGCAAUUGAGACGAUACAUUUGUUGCAAGCAUAGUUUAGCGCUAAAUAUUUUUUUUAGGCAGACAUUUCGCAUGACGCCUCAAUUUUAGAUGAAAAGUAAUAGAGGCUCUGGGCCAAAUUUCAGAAUCUAUAUAUAUACUACGCUUUUCUGUGUAUCCAGUAUACAGCUAAACUCAUUAUGCCCACCUUUUUUUGUGGCAACUCGCAUGACCCCAGGGACGGUCAAAAAUAAAAAAAUUUCCAGAAAGAA